AUGGAGAAGAGAAACAAUGUGACGGAAUUUAUUUUCUUGGGAAUUUCACAGAACCAGGUGUUACAGAGAAUUGGGUUUGCCCUCUUUGUCUUCCUCUACACGGUAACAUUGUUGGGAAAUCUCCUCAUAAUGAUAACCAUCAACGUCAGCCCCCGCCUCACCUCCCCCAUGUACUUCUUCCUCGGCUACCUCUCCUUUGUCGACGUCUGCUAUUCCACCACCACCACCCCAAAGAUGAUGGCCGACCUACUUGCCGAGAGAAAAACCAUCUCCUUCGGCGGCUGUAUGACCCAGCUGUUCGCCGUGCACUUCUUCGGCUGCACGGAGAUCUUCCUUCUCACAGGGAUGGCCUACGACCGGUGCGUGGCCAUCUGUAGACCUUUGCGCUACCCGACCAUCAUGAGCCGGCGGGUGUGUCAAAUCAUGGUGACCACCCUCUGGGGUGCCGCGUUUCUGCACUCCAUCGUUCAGACCCUCCUCACAGUCCAGCUUCCCUUCUGCGGCCCCAACGUGCUCGAUCACUACUUCUGCGAUGUGCAUCCCUUGCUGAAACUUGCCUGCGCUGACACCUCUGUGGUGGGCCUGAUGGUGGUGGCCAACAGUGGGAUGAUCUCGCUGGUGGCCUUCUUCAUCCUGGUCAUCUCCUACGCCAUCAUCUUGUUUACCCUGAGGACCCAGUCACCUGAGGGGAGGAGGAAAGCGCUCUCGACCUGCGGGGCUCACAUCAUUGCGGUCUUCCUGUUCUUUGGCCCCUGUCUCUUCAUGUACAUUCGUCCCUCUCGCACGCUAGAGGCAGAUAAGAUGGUCACUUUAUUUAACACCGUUAUGCCCCCGAUGCUGAAUCCCCUCAUCUACACCCUGAGGAACGCCGAGGUGAAAAGCUCUAUGAGGAAACUGUGGAGGUGA
Messenger RNA from Ornithorhynchus anatinus (platypus), 906 nucleotides. Its product is annotated as olfactory receptor 4S2. Lineage: Eukaryota; Metazoa; Chordata; Mammalia; Monotremata; Ornithorhynchidae. The record is from RefSeq and is a predicted model, not a curated record. Gene Ontology annotation, biological process: G protein-coupled receptor signaling pathway. Gene Ontology annotation, molecular function: G protein-coupled receptor activity; olfactory receptor activity. Gene Ontology annotation, cellular component: membrane. The coding region runs from base 1 to 906 and encodes 301 amino acids. The transcript has a single exon.